UUUCAGGUCUUGUAAUGCAACCAUCUACCGUUCCAACGGAAACUUUGCAAAGUCGCAUGUCGGGAUUCAAUGAAAGACUCAAAAAAGCGACGAAUGUAACGGAGCAGGUAGCAGUUAUGGAGGAUAUGAAAAAGGAUUCAGAAGUGUACGAUUCUUGGUCUAAGCAUCGACAAGCUCAGCUGAAAUACGCUUACACAAGUUUUCCCACAAAGUUUAGAGAAAUGAUGGGAGGGUCGAGUAUUCGUGAAGAAGAAACAGAGGAAAUCGAUACACAGAAUUCUAGCGAGACCGAAGAGCCGUCCAUCGCCGAUGCUAUAGCUAGUCGUCAAGAAUUUUUGAACAAACUGGUCGAAACCACGGAUCAGUUGAUAGAUAUUACUGUAGACAAAUUCAUUUCUCAGCUGAAAAAUUGUCAUAUUAGAAAGCCCGAAACCCCAUCAGAACCAAGCCGCGAGGCUUCUCCCGCUCCAAGACUUUCAAGCCCAUUUGAAAGAAUUAUAGACGAGACUACGGAACUUCUAGCAAAAUGUGCAUCUUCCGGGCCCCCUGAUCAUUCACUACGGUCAUCAAUUCUAGAAACUUUAUUCAGCGAAAUUAAAGGAAAGUCUUCUGAUGUUUCGUUAGUAACAAUUUCUGAAGAAUCAGAAAAAUCAGAAGAAUCAGAAGAAUCAAAAGAAGAUAAAGGCUCUCAAUCUCUCAACACAUCAUCGAUCUCAACAGAACCUAGUCCCGUGCAAACAUCAAUUUUGAAACCUCCUCCAAUGUAUCCUGAGACUGCAAGUUUCCCUCAUCGUAAGAUACGAUCAGGUGCAUACUCACUGUAUCCACCUCCACAGCCGAGCCAGCAAUUCGUUCAUUCUCACAAUUUUCACCAACCAAAAUUUGAUGCAUCUUCAAUGUUAUCUACUGGAUAUUGCCCUUCACGGAAUGUUGCCACUUUUAAAGUGGACAAACCUUACGGUACCGUAUUCACUUAUGAUCAUCAGAAUCGAAAGUUCCAAGAGCACUGUUGUGUCGAGUGUCGGGAACAGAUUGAAGAAAACGAUUUAUACCCACUUUAUGCAGUUUGGUGUGAGAAAAUCUCGAAUCAUGUGAUUUUUAUGGAAAUUGGAUUCACCGAGGAAAUUGGACAAUUCGUCUUCUCCUUCAAAACUGGAGGAUUCGAGCAGGUUGAUUUUCCGGAACUGGUUUUCUCUGAGCACGUGGAGUACAAUGGAAGCUUUGUCGCGAUGAUUGCAGGAGAAGGAGAAGACAAGGUGAUCAUUGAAAGGGACGAAUCGGGAGAAAAAGUUAGAAAACUUCUUCAUAAGUUCGGGCACUCGGUUCAAAUCCCGUAUGCUCCUGUCAGACCAUUAUGGAUGCAAAAAGCUGAAGAACCCGUGGAAGAAGACGUUGAACCGGAAUCUGACGCUGAACCUGAGGAGACAUUGGAUGCUGAGCACGUAUCCUACAUAACCUCACUUCCCACCUAUAAAAAAGAAUACUGUCAAACCUAUGAGAUGGAUGUCCUUUACAUGCUUCAACCCAACGGCCAGUACCUUAAAUAUUCGUUGAACGACGAUGAAAACGAGCUGAACUUGCAUGUAUGUGAUUGUUGCAAGACUGGAACCACUGAAAAUGAUCUGAUCCCAAAGUACUCCGAAUAUUGUGCUAAAACUUGCAAAUACAUCAUCCACGUCCAGAACCAAUUCACAGAGAAAAUGGAGACAUAUGCAUAUGAUUGUGAGAAGAAGCGAUUCCAUCAAGUCACUUGUCCAGGAUUAGUAUACGAUUCGGAAAAAGUACAGGAGGGAAAUAUUUUCUUUAUACUAGAGCAAAAUUCCAUGCAGGGAGUCGAAGUAAUUAUGAGAGAUGAUGAUGGACAGCUGAGAAAAGAGCAGUUUUGUAUGGUGAAGAAGCAAUUCGUGAAGCUUCCGAAAACUACCGUCGCAACGUUUGCCGUGCAGAUUGCUGAGAAGAAAAUGAAGAAUCUGCUGCCGAAUGUUGAGAUUUUUCUUCCUUGGCCACAAAGAUUUACUCCAAGUUUGUCACAAUGUUCUUCUGUUCAAGCAAUGGUUAUUCCAGAAACAAAUCACCAAUUGAUUUCAUCGCCACAACCGACACCAUCUGAAAUUGAUUGAAAAUCUUCUAUUUUUUCGUAAUUUGUAAAAAAAAAUUUGUAAAUUCGAACAUUCUCUGUCUUUUAAUAUCUGAAAUUUUCUUUGUAACGUUGCUUUUUUACAAUAAAAUACCUUCAGUCGAUU
Molecule: messenger RNA, 2243 nt
Organism: Caenorhabditis elegans
Lineage: Eukaryota; Metazoa; Nematoda; Chromadorea; Rhabditida; Rhabditidae
Product: SET domain-containing protein
Exons: 6
Coding region: 15-2120 (701 amino acids)
Biological process (GO): autophagy
Source: RefSeq, marked reviewed